AAUCAGCGCCUCAAGCCCUCAACAAUGGUAGUAUUAGUUUCCCCGAGGUAUGAAUGGUUGCCUGGUUGGCGUGUCAUCAAUCCACAGGUGACCGUAGAUUACUACCAGCAGCAGGAGCUGAGAUUAAACUAGUAGUAAUUCCAUAGGCGCUGCAGGAACAGAGCACACUCGCUAUCGCCAUGCCUCUCUAUCCGCUAUCCCCCCUCCUCUGCUUCUUCCUCCUCCUCUACUCCUCCUCUUUAAUUACCCGAGAGCAGUCAACGGAGUGAGAUGGUGAGAAGGUAACGGGUUCUUGCAGCCAAGGCGGCGACGCGGAGGGGUGAAGAAAUCAACCAGGUGCGGGCUGGAGUGAGAUGCUGGAGCAAUGUCAUCGCCGGCCGAUUCGAAGGGUGGCGGCGGCAUGGGCAUGAACAUGGUGACCACGGUGAUGGCCUUCUCGGUCAGCGCCUUCUUUGUGCUCUUCGUCUUCACCAGGCUGCUCUGCGCGCGCCUCCACCUAGCCCGGGCCGCCGCGGCCGCGGACCAAGCCGGCGACGCCUUCGCCGUUUCGACCUACAACGUGGAGCGGCGGAUCAACGGGCUGGAGCCGUCCGUGGUGACGAGCUUCCCGACGGUCAAGUUCGGCGACGGCCCGGAGUGGCCGCCGGUGGAGGAAUCGCAGUGCACGGUGUGCCUGGAGGAGUACGCGGCGAAGGACGUGGUGCGCAUGCUGCCCGUCUGCGGCCACGCGUUCCACGCGGCGUGCAUCGACGCCUGGCUCAGGCAGCACCCCACCUGUCCCGUCUGCCGCGCCUCCCUUCGCGCCAAGAACCACCGCGCCACGCCGCUCGACUACAGCCUCCUCGCCGCCGCCGACACAGCAGCAAGGCCCCCGGCCUCCCAGGUCCCCGCGUCCUCGUCCGACCUCAGCGCCUCCCCCCAAGCGGCCGCGGAUCACCAUCAGAUAGGCACGGGCAUGGCAGAUAGUCGGCUGGAGAUCGUCUCCGAAGAGCCGGCCUCCUCCGGCGACCACAGCACCGCUGCCGGUGGUGGUAAUCACUAUGGCUGCGGUGAGGCGACGGGCAGCAGCAGCAGCUCGUCGGAGCAUCGCUAGCAAGUGCUGACCAAAGUUCUGCAGGAGUGCAAGGGAAAGAAAGAAAAAAAGAAGAGAAACUGCUGACACACUACUGCCAGGUUGGGCUGUGAUUAGGGACUAGCCUUGGGCGGGAGUUACUUUGGUUUUACCUUGCUUCUGAUUUGAGAGAAUGAUUCACUUGAUCAGCUCAUUGAUUUUACCUUGCUUGUAUAUUCUUUGUUGAAUUCAUCA
Molecule: messenger RNA, 1306 nt
Organism: Phragmites australis (common reed)
Lineage: Eukaryota; Viridiplantae; Streptophyta; Magnoliopsida; Poales; Poaceae
Product: putative RING-H2 finger protein ATL69
Exons: 4
Coding region: 365-1093 (242 amino acids)
Source: RefSeq, a predicted model, not a curated record